Mya arenaria is the source of this 2064-nucleotide messenger RNA. RefSeq lists its product as uncharacterized. Lineage: Eukaryota; Metazoa; Mollusca; Bivalvia; Myida; Myidae. The transcript is spliced from 2 exons. The record is from RefSeq and is a predicted model, not a curated record. Gene Ontology annotation, molecular function: glycosyltransferase activity. Bases 152 to 1870 code for a protein of 572 amino acids.
UGAUAAGACAACAAGACAAUUUGAAACUAUGGGAGAACCAAGAUGCCAAAGACAGUAAAUGAUAAGAGUGAUUCCAUACCAAUAUUGGAAAGGAUAUAGCAUUACAUGUAACAGGAGAUAUCUGAUUUUUUAAAUCUACAAGUAGUUCACAAUGUAUUCUGCCACACGGAUGGCUCGUUAUCAUCUGUGCCGGGGCAGACGGCUGGUCAUAUUGACCGGUGUAAUUUCAAUAAUUGCCCUGUUUACCAUCAUGGAAUUUCCAUACGAAAAUUUUUCAAAGGAAAAAAGGCACGACAAAACUGAAGUGAUGGAAGCAAGAACUAAUAACAUUGAAAGCCCUUCGCUGCAACUUGAAAUCCAGAGGCCAAACUCAAUAAAUCCUGAAAUAACUUCAACAAAAACUGUUUCACUUACAAGAAAACUGGAGUUUAAAACAUCAAAUACAUUUCAGCCUGAAAAUUCUACAAAAAUUGGUCAAACAGUUCUAAAAAUAGAUUCAGUAAGUGAACAGGCUACAACAGUCCCAAAAGGUUCACCAAAAUACCUAUUUCCAAGAAAUGUGCAAAAGGAUUGUAAUUAUACACAAGAUUCUCCUGAAAUUAAAACACCUUACAAGUUUUUUGUGUAUGAGCUUCCAAGUUAUUUUAACACAGAAGUAAAACAGUAUUUGACUAAAAAACAUGCCAGUUGUAAUGACUUUGAAUUUUGUGGAAGCGGAAAGGAAAUUUCAAAAAUAAAUUCUAGCAAAUCGGACACUCCAUUAGAUUAUAUACAAAGUGUGAGAGAAACACAGCAGUUUUCACUGGAGCCCCUAAUUCAUUACAAACUGUUGCUCAGCCCCUACAGGACAAUGUUUCCUGAGAAAGCUGAUAUGUUCUAUAUUCCUGCCUACACCGGAUUAAACUGUCUUACAUUUAGAGAGAAUGGUAAACAGUUUGUCGACUCCUUGUUUGAACAUUUGCGACAAAACAAGACAAAGCAUUACCAGAGUGGGAAGCCUCAUUUUAUGGCUCUUUCAAAAAUUGAGCGUGAACAAGGAAGUGCAAAUUGUCCUACAUUACUUCAUCCAUAUUCAAGAAAUAUUACGUUUAUAGGAAUAGAAAUGGAAACAAAUAAGUACUGGACUGAUCGAGUUAAAGGGAGAAUAAGUAUAGUUGUGCCUUAUCCAUCAUAUGUUCAUUUCAUUCCAAAUCCUUCCAGUAAAGUAAUGCAUGAAUUUAAAAACGGUCUUCGCAAUUUAAGCUUGAGUGAAUUCACACUUGAUGCUCCUUCUUUACAAGAACGACCUGUGUUACUAUUUUUAGCAGCAGGUACAAGACGAAGCAAUGGUUUUCGAGCAAAACUGUUGGAUCAGUUUAAAGUGCAGUUAAGACAGGGAUAUAAAGAAAAACUCCAAGAAGCUGGCAACAAAAUUGACAAUAUGCCAAAACAGGUCAUGUUGAUAACCCAGGAAUGUUUCAAAGACCAUUCAAAAACUACCAUUCCAUGGAUGAGACAUUCAAAAUACUGCCUUCAGCCCCCUGGUGAUUCACCGACCAGGAAAUCCAUCUAUGAUUCCAUUUUGAGUGGAUGCAUUCCCAUACUUUUCAAAGGGAAGACAACUUUGCCCUUUGAAAAAUACUUGGAUUAUACCACUUUCUCCUACAUAAUUAAAGAAACUGUGAUAACACGUAAUAACAAGACUGUUAUGGAAAUAGUUAAUGGUAUACCAGAACAUGUUACAAAUGCUUUGCAUAAGAAUUUACUUAAAGUUGCCAAAUGGUUCCAAUACAGUUUACCAGGUCCAGAUAUGGAGGAUAGUGACGAUGCAGUGACGUUAAUUCUACAUGAAUUAGGAACAAAACAUCGAUUAAAUGGGAACGCACAAUAAUAGCAAAUUAGUUUUCACUUUCUAUUAAACAGUAACAAUUACAGGAACUUCAUGAAUACCAUCAGUAAAUAAUUCAGGAAUGGCUAGGCCAAGCUGACCAAUGGAUAUUUAAUGAGAUAUCUAUUGAAAAUUAACUUUGAUUAAAUUUCAUUUAAUCAAAUACGAUACUUGUAGAUGUGGAAAAAAUAUUUUAA